This is a messenger RNA of Fusarium mangiferae, 444 nucleotides long. Its product is annotated as putative ubiquitin conjugating enzyme ubc1. The record is from RefSeq and is a predicted model, not a curated record. Gene Ontology annotation, molecular function: ubiquitin conjugating enzyme activity. Gene Ontology annotation, cellular component: nucleus. Bases 1 to 444 code for a protein of 147 amino acids. Lineage: Eukaryota; Fungi; Ascomycota; Sordariomycetes; Hypocreales; Nectriaceae. The transcript has 5 exons. Gene Ontology annotation, biological process: protein polyubiquitination; ubiquitin-dependent protein catabolic process.
AUGGCUCUGAAGCGCAUUAACAAGGAGCUCACUGAUCUCGGCCGAGAUCCACCCUCUUCUUGCUCUGCCGGCCCUGUCGGCGAGGAUUUGUUCCACUGGCAAGCUACGAUUAUGGGUCCUAGUGACUCUCCAUACUCCGGCGGUGUCUUCUUCCUGGCCAUUCACUUCCCUACCGACUACCCUUUCAAGCCUCCCAAGGUCAACUUCACUACCCGCAUCUACCAUCCUAACAUCAACUCUAAUGGUAGCAUCUGCUUGGAUAUUCUGCGUGACCAGUGGAGCCCUGCGUUGACCAUCUCUAAAGUCCUUCUGUCCAUCUGCUCGAUGCUGACAGACCCCAACCCUGACGAUCCUCUUGUGCCCGAGAUCGCCCAUGUCUACAAGACUGACCGACCCCGAUACGAGGCCACAGCUCGGGAGUGGACUCGAAAGUAUGCAAUCUAA